AUGUCGAGCGAAAUCGAGAUUGAGUUUCAAGCGGCCAUCGACACGGGCAAAAUCAAUGGUGCAGUCAUCUGUGCCACUGAUGCCCAAGGUCAUUUUAUCUAUGACAGAGCCCUUGGGCAGCGGACUCUGCUGUCAGGAGAACAUCGUCCACAACAACUCGAUGAUGUGCUCUACCUGGCCUCGGCUACAAAGCUCAUGACCACCAUUGCCGCUCUGCAAUGUGUUGAGGAUGGGCUCCUGACUCUCGAUGGCGACCUUUCUUCCAUCGCACCCGAGUUAGCAGCCAAGCAAGUCAUCACAGGUUUCUCCGAAGACGACGAAGAACCCAUCCUUCAGCCGCUGAACCGACCCAUCACUCUCGAGAUGCUUCUCACCCACAGCUCUGGCGCUACAUAUGACUUUAUGAACCCACUUCUCAUGAAAUGGCGAAAAAAGUUUGACUUUUCCCCCCCUGAUGCUAAACGCCGAGUCGAAGAUGCAUUUGCCUACCCACUCGCAUUCCAGCCCGGCGAAGGCUGGAUGUAUGGCCCUAAUCUCGACUGGGCAGGUCGAAUUGUCGAAAGAGUCACCAGAGGGACAUUGGGAUCACACAUGCACCAACGAAUCUUCGGCCCUCUUGGGAUCACCGACGCACAGUUCUACCCUGUGACUCGACCUGGGCUGCGCGAGCGUCUUGUCGAUCUCAACCCGUCCGACCCAGAGGCACAUGGUCUGGCCGUCACGGGCCAAACCGAGGCAAACAAGCGCUCGGAGGGAGAUUUCGGUGGCCACGCCCUCUUCAUGACAGCACCUGACUACGUCAAAGUCCUGAAAUCCUUGCUCAGAAACGACGGGAAAAUCCUUAAGCCGCAAACCGUGGACGACAUGUUCCAGAACCACCUGACCCGUCCAGACGCCGCUGCCGGUCAUCAAGCUGCAAUGGAUGGGCCGAUGGGCAUCUUCUUCCGCGUCGGCACAGACCCAGACUCCAAGGCUGGAUUUGGUCUGGGUGGCUUGUUGACCAUGCAAGACUUGGAGGGUUGGUAUGGUGAAGGUACUUUGACUUGGGGUGGAGGCAUGACUUUUGCUUGGUUCGUCGAUCGUAAGAAUGACUUGUGUGGCGUAGCUGCCGUUCUGAGUGCAUUGCCUCUGGAUGGAAAGUUGAUCUCGGAACUCAAGCAGAGUUUCCGCAGGGGUAUCUAUCGUGAACGGACCGCGUGGAAGGCGCAGCAGGAAUGA
Molecule: messenger RNA, 1218 nt
Organism: Exophiala mesophila
Lineage: Eukaryota; Fungi; Ascomycota; Eurotiomycetes; Chaetothyriales; Herpotrichiellaceae
Exons: 1
Coding region: 1-1218 (405 amino acids)
Source: RefSeq, a predicted model, not a curated record